This is a messenger RNA of Bactrocera latifrons, 727 nucleotides long. It is a transcript of the gene RpL17, whose product is annotated as 60S ribosomal protein L17. Lineage: Eukaryota; Metazoa; Arthropoda; Insecta; Diptera; Tephritidae. Gene Ontology annotation, cellular component: ribosome; cytosolic large ribosomal subunit. Gene Ontology annotation, biological process: cytoplasmic translation. The record is from RefSeq and is a predicted model, not a curated record. Gene Ontology annotation, molecular function: structural constituent of ribosome.
AAAUUAAACAACAAUGGGACGGUACUCGCGGGAGCCAGAGAAUGCCACAAAAUCGUGCAAGGCGCGUGGACCAAAUCUACGUGUGCACUUCAAGAACACCCAUGAAACCGCCCAGGCUAUCAAACGCAUGCCUCUGCGACGUGCUCAACGCUUUUUGAAAUCGGUCAUCGAACAGAAAGAGUGCGUUCCAUUCCGUCGCUUCAACGGUGGUGUUGGUCGUUGCGCACAAGCCAAACAGUGGAAAACCACCCAAGGUCGCUGGCCAAAGAAAUCAGCUGAAUUCCUUUUGCAACUUCUGCGUAACGCUGAAGCCAACGCGGACUGUAAAGGUCUUGAUGUCGACCGUCUGAUAAUCGAUCAUAUUCAAGUGAAUCGUGCACAAUGUCUGCGUCGUCGCACAUACCGUGCUCAUGGCCGCAUCAACCCCUACAUGUCAUCGCCAUGCCACGUUGAGGUAAUCCUCACUGAAAAGGAAGCGGUCGUGUCUAAGGCUUCUGAAAACGAGCCUGCCAAAAAGAAGCUGUCGAAAAAGAAGUUGCAGCGACAAAAGGAGAAGAUGAUGCGUUCAGAAUAGAUGUAAUCUAAGUCGAUAAGGGAGUGAAUAAGAAGAGGACAGCAAUUAAUUUGAUUUUGUAUAAGCAAGCGGUAAUAGCAGAACAAGUUUGAUAAAUACUGUAUCAAAAAAUUGUUCAAUAAAUCAGUUGAACGCUGUUUUUUUUUAAAUAAA